AUGGGAGCCGCUGUGCCUCGCAGCGGGCUGUCGCAGGAGGCAGGCAGCGUGGAGCAGCUCUCCCUGCACUGCGCCGAGGGCUCGCUGGAAUGGCUGUACCCCACGGGGGCCCUUCGCCUCCGCCUGGCCCCCCGCCUGCCCCCCCCUACCGCCGCCGUCAAAGGCAGGAGCCCCCAGCAUGUCACCGCCUGCGUCAAACCCGCCGGCACCUUCCGGGGGGCUCAGCUCUACCUGGAGAGGGAGGGAGUGCUGGAGCUGCUGCUGCCGGAGGCCCCCCGCCCUCGCGUCCGCUGCUUCAGCUGGCUGCCCCGGGAGAAGGUGGCUCUUUUCCUGCAGGCCACCCCGCACCGCGACAUCAGCCGCCGCAUCGCCGCCUUCCGCUACGAGCUGCGGGGGGACUGGCUGGCUCGUCCGGCGCUGCCCGCCGCCAGCUUCACCGGAGAAGGGGCGUGCCGGCCGUGCAACGACACCGAGAUCCUGAUGGCCAUUUGCACUAGUGACUUUGUGAUCCGUGGCAGCAUCCGGAGCGUCUCCAAUGACGUGGAGCUGCAGGAAUCCGUCAUCGGGGUGAGCGCCGCCCGCAUCCACCGCCAAAAGUUCCCCCUCUUCCAGGCAGGGGGGCGGCCGGGGCGGCCAGCGGGCAGCAUCCGCACCCCGCUGCGCUGUGGCGUCAAGCCAGGCCCCGGCACCUUCCUUUUCACGGGGUGGCUGCAUUUUGGCGAAGCCUGGCUGAGCUGCGCGCCCCGCUAUAGGGACUUCCAGCGCAUCUACGAGGGGGCACGGCGCACGCGCCAGAACCCCUGCGAAUUCCCCGUGGACUGA
Messenger RNA from Haliaeetus leucocephalus (bald eagle), 822 nucleotides. It is a transcript of the gene METRN, whose product is annotated as meteorin, glial cell differentiation regulator. Bases 1 to 822 code for a protein of 273 amino acids. The record is from RefSeq and is a predicted model, not a curated record. Gene Ontology annotation, molecular function: hormone activity. NCBI's taxonomy places the organism in Eukaryota, Metazoa, Chordata, Aves, Accipitriformes, Accipitridae. Gene Ontology annotation, biological process: glial cell differentiation; positive regulation of axonogenesis. The transcript is spliced from 3 exons.